GUGUGUGACGGGGAGAGAGAGAGAACGGUCGAGCGAGGUGGUGUGUGUGUGACGGGGAGAGAGAGAGAACGGUCGAGCGAGGUACAGUCAGACUGAUACCCUCUGAUUGUUUGUGGUGUGUUCAGUUGGAGGCUGAGCAGCUUCACAUUACAAACCUGAAGUCAGUCCACUCUUUGAUUAAGUCAUCAUCAUUAUUAUUAUCAUUAUUACUAUUAUUAUUAUUAUUAUUGUUAUUAUUGUUGACAGUUAUUUUAGUUAACACGUGUUUUGUUUCUGGAUUAUUUCACCUGGUCAGCUCAGACUCGUGUGUCUCAGGUACGUACAGCAGCUUUACUCCUUUUAAAAUGUUCAAGAUUAAGUUUGAUGUUUGAAACGUGUUUUUAUUCAAUAUUGUUUUUAAUGUAAUUGUAUUUUAUUAAACACCUGAUCGCGUUUCCUUCUAACUCGUCCACAGAGAUUAAAAGCCUCCGUUCCUCCAGCAGAUCGUAAUUAAGUCAUUAUUUAAUUAAAAUAAUCGCUGUGUGUUCAUGUUUGCGUCCUCACACACACUCAGAAGAGAAAUUUGUACUUUUCCUCAUUUUGUCAGAAAAGUUAGAAAUAUUCCCACAACACAAAAAUACAAGUUCAUGAAAAUUUAGGCCUCAGAUUUAUUUGAUUUUGAUUGCUAAUAAAGGUUUUAAUGAUUUAAAGUUAUUUGUUAUUUAAACGUGCAGCUGAAAUGUUGCGGAGGACAAACUUGUUCCUCCACAUUCACAUUUUAUUUAUGAUUUUUUAAUAAAUAAAAUAUUGAUCACCUCAAAUAAAAAAAGAAUUAAAUAAUGUUUUGUUUAAAUUAUAGGACUCUUGUAACGUGGUUGUAUUUACUCAUCUAUAAGUGUAUAAAUUAUGACAUUAUUGUUUCUAUUAAGUUUGAAUUAUUUUCAUAUUGAUUGUAGGACAAACAUGUAGAGCACAAAACAGGCAAAAAAAAUGUCAAAAUGUACAUUUAAUUAUUUUUUUCAGUGCAGAAAACUAAAAACAAUGAAUCCCAAUAAAUAAAUAAAUACAUUGAUAAAUAUCUUCUUAUAGUAAAACUGUGUAAAAUUGUAGCUUUGGAUCUGAGGAGUCGGGAUCUGAGUGCUGGAAUGAAACCGGAGCCGAUAAAACACAUCUGCAAAUAAACCAGAUGGACUGAAUGUGACAGUCUGCAGAGUUCAAAAUGAUGUUCUAUAUUUUCUGUAUCCUGAAAAAAACUUGUGAGUCUAAAAUGUUUGACGGUCUCAGCUGAACGCUCUCCGUCUCCUCUCUGUGAUCUGAGUUUACAUCAAACUCUCAGAAAUGUAAUUUAAGUUUUGGUGGAAAUCAAUUUUUGCAAAUAUUGAAAGAAACAUUUUGAGGAGAAGAUAAAAUCUAUAAAUGUAGAAAUAUCCAGUGUGACGUCGAGGGGGAAUAACGAACAUGCAGGAGAAAUAAGAGGCAGAAGUUUAUCUUCACGUUAACAUAUGAACGGUCAGCUGAGUCCUCAGAUCAGUGAUCAAUACAUCAAUACACUGGCAGCUUAUCAAUACUGUGUGUUUAUAAUGAUAUGAUAGCACUUGUUUUUAUACCUGUCAUGUUUUCUGUUUCAUGGGUGAUUUAAUUUAUGGAUAUUAGAGAGAAAACAAAUGAAGAGUUUCCAACGUGUCAGUAAACAGGACAGAAGAGUUACUGCACACAGUCACAUCACAUUCAUACACAAUGUUUAGAGAUAAUUACAUUUGUAGACUAAUAUUAUGAACUGACAGUGACAUUUACAGACAACACAUGAUAUUUGUAGACGAUAAUAUUUAAGAUGAUAAUGUUCAUAGCUUAAAGUGACUCACAGUUUAGUUAUUAAUACAGAAAACAUGAAACCAAACGUUUCCUUCCAGUUCCGUCACAUCGGAGCUUCCUGCAGUGAACUGAAGUGUCUGUGAGCAGAAUGUGUCCGACACUGUGAGAAUAUUGUUCUCCACUCAGAGUAAAUAGAAACGUCAGUGAAUCGUUGAGAAUUUAUUAAGACAUGUAAUACAACCACUUUGUCAAAUUUUAAAUCUGAGGGAAAAAAAAAACUGCAAUUGACGUGAGUUGACGUGAGAGACAGGAUGAAAGUUUCCACCUCCACAGACGACAUGAAGCUUCAGGCAAGUUCAAUAAAACUGACCAAAGACCAACAUUUGUUGCCUUAUUGAACAUAAUUUCUGUGGCGACUGCAGGAACUUUUCAGCCACAGUCAGACGUCCACAGAAACAUCUGCCCUCAGUCAUUAUGUUGUCCGGGUGUUUACUCCUCCAGGUCUGGUUCUGCACCAGUAACAACAUCUGUGUGUCCAGAUGAAGGUGGAGGGGUUACAGGAGGACGGGGAGUCCGGUUCUCUGACCUCAGCGGACCGGACCGGUGUGGCGGUUCGUACCGGCGGGGCGGCGGUGUGCAGCCCCGGCUCGGCCGAGCGAUGCAUGUCUCGGCUGCUGAGCGCGGUGGAGAGCGAGCUGCAGGCCGGCCGUGAGAAGGGCGACCCGACGGAGAAGGAGCUGAGGGUGACGCUGGAGGACGCCGAGCUGUGGAGGAAGUUCGAGCACAUCACCAACGAGAUGAUCGUCACCAAGAACGGACGCCGGAUGUUCCCGGUCCUGAAGGUCAGUGUGUCGGGUCUGGACCCCAGCUCCAUGUACUCCUUCCUGCUGGACUUUGUUCCGGCCGACGGCUGCCGAUGGAAGUUCGUGAACGGGGAGUGGGUGGCUGCCGGCCGGGCGGAGGGCCGCAGCGAGGGGCGCGGCCACGGCGGCAUCUACAUCCACCCUGACUCGCCGAACUUCGGCGCUCACUGGAUGAAGGCGGCGGUGACGUUCAACAAAGUCAAACUCACCAACAAGGUGAACGGAGGAGGACAGAUCAUGUUGAACUCUCUCCAUAAAUACGAGCCUCAGCUCCACAUCGUGUGCGUCGGCUCUCGUCAUCGCCUGGUUUCGAAUGUUUCCUUCAAAGAGACUCAGUUCAUCGCCGUCACGGCCUAUCAGAACGAAGAGAUCACGGCUCUGAAGAUCAAGUACAACCCGUUUGCUAAAGCCUUCCUGGACGCUAAAGAGAGAAACCCGGGCGGACGGAGUUUACCGGAGUCGUUGGAGAGUCGAGCCGGGAUUCAACCCUGUUGGCCGCUGUGCUCGGCUGGAGGAGGCGGAGCUUUUCCUUACGGCAGCAGCCUCCCGCUGACAUCACAUCAUCACCAUGGUUACAAACACCAUGGUUAUCCGGGGCGACACACACCUUACCCCACUGCCUACCUGCCGCACCGCUCACACUCCUCAGUGUGUCUGUCUGAAGGAGUCCAGGUGUUGUCAGAUGGAUGGAGCAGCUCCUCUCCUCGUCCCGCCUCCUCCUCCUCUUCCUCGCUGUCCUCCUCCACCUCCCUCCCCCUGGCGAGCGGCGCUCCUUCCUCACAGCCUCCUCCUCACAACUCCAGUCAGUAUCCCUGUCUGUGGACGGUUGGAUGCAGCGAGCUAAGCCCCUCCCACUCCCCUUGCACCGCUCUCCAUGGACCAAUCAGCAGCGAGAGCCUCAUGCAGCCGCCCAGUAACGGCAGGAUGGGCGGAGCUGGGUGGCCUCCUGGCCCCACCCACAAUUUCUGAGGAACCACAUGAUUGGUUGUUAUUGGAUUUCCCAGCAUGAACCUGCUGGUGAUGGUGGAAACGUCCAGCAGGUGUUGCUAGCUGCUAGAUGCUAGCUGCUAGCUGCUAGCUGCUCCUGUUGGCUUGUUAAGUUGAACUUUAAAUCAUUAUCAUGAUUUAAGUUUCAGAUUUGAACUGUGACCAACAUUUUUCUGUUCUGAUGACAUCAUCCCUCUGUAAAGACUCCCUGCUGUGCACUGGUUGAUGUUGUUGUGACGGCGCCCUCUGCUGUUCAUUCCUCCUGCGCUGAUGUUCCUGUCGUCUGUACUCCAACAUGUAUAUAUGUGUACAGUCUGUCAGAGCAGGACGUCUGAUCGAUCGAUUGAUAAUGUGAUUACUUCAGCUGCAUGUUGCUUUUGUGUUGUUGUUCUUUCUGGACUUCUGAUUGUUGCUGAACAGCAGAAACAAAAUAUUUAACAAAAGUAAAACAAAGUGCACAAUAAACUGAGUUCUUUCAUGUCUCUGUUGGCUGGAGGACCGAGUUCUUCUUCUGCUCCUUGUUGUCGUUUGAGACAGAAAGUGAGGCAGGUUACUGUCAUUCUGCUGUGUCAAUAAAGGUUUGGAUGAAAGUUUUCUUGUAAUAUUUUAAUUUUAUAUUUAUUCAUUUGGUUUUAACCCCAAAGGUGCACUUUGAAUAAAACACAUUUUUCUCCCAAGUGUUAUGAUGAAACAGGAAAUGUCACCAAAUGAAAAGUGAUUCAUGAAAAAAAUUAAAAUGUCUAUAUUUGCUUCUUUUUUCUUUUCUUUUCUUUUCUUUUCUUUUUUUUUUUUUAGCUCAAAACGAUGAUAAACAGGCUUUCAUGAGAAAUAAAUGUCAUGUUGUGUAUGUAAACUGUGUAUUGAUGUGAAUAUCUAUAUGUGAAUAUAUGUCUGUAUGUAUGAAUAAAUAAAACAGUUAAUAAAUGA
Acanthopagrus latus (yellowfin seabream) is the source of this 4568-nucleotide messenger RNA. RefSeq names its product T-box transcription factor 19 (gene tbx19). Bases 2331 to 3623 code for a protein of 430 amino acids. Gene Ontology annotation, molecular function: RNA polymerase II cis-regulatory region sequence-specific DNA binding; DNA-binding transcription factor activity, RNA polymerase II-specific. Gene Ontology annotation, cellular component: nucleus. The transcript is spliced from 8 exons. Lineage: Eukaryota; Metazoa; Chordata; Actinopteri; Spariformes; Sparidae. Gene Ontology annotation, biological process: regulation of transcription by RNA polymerase II; positive regulation of DNA-templated transcription; mesoderm formation. The record is from RefSeq and is a predicted model, not a curated record.